Messenger RNA from Ramularia collo-cygni, 3162 nucleotides. RefSeq names its product related to metalloprotease 1. NCBI's taxonomy places the organism in Eukaryota, Fungi, Ascomycota, Dothideomycetes, Mycosphaerellales, Mycosphaerellaceae. The record is from RefSeq and is a predicted model, not a curated record. Gene Ontology annotation, molecular function: metal ion binding. The transcript is spliced from 3 exons. Bases 1 to 3162 code for a protein of 1053 amino acids.
AUGCCGGCCUCGAAAAGAGAGCUGCCGCGGUUCAAGACCGUGCAGACACUGAAACUGGACUAUGCUCCGGUCCAAAUCACGCAGUAUGAAUCUACUCGAACUGGAAUGCGAAUCGCUGUAGUCGACAAGCCUGGCCCCAAGGUUGAAGGCGAGUUUGCUCUCGCCACCGAGAUCAACGACAAUUCGGGCUCGCCACAUACGCUGGAACAUCUCGUAUUCAUGGGAUCGAAGAGCUAUCAAUACACUGGUCUGCUAGAUAAACUCUCUUCCCGCGCAUUUUCAACGACAAACGCUGGCACGGCAACAGAUUACACAUCCUACUCACUGAAAACCGCUGGAUGGGAAGGCUUUGCACAGAUUUUACCUGUGUAUCUCGAGCACAUCGUUGUUCCCACCCUCACCGAUGCCGCAUGCUACACAGAGGUCCACCACGUCGACGGCACUGGCCAUGAUGCUGGUGUAGUCUAUGCCGAGAUGCAAGGCCGCGAAAACUCUUCAGGAGACUUGAUGGAGUUGCACCGCAGAGUUCUGAUGUAUCCGGAAGGAAAUGGCUUCCGCUCCGAGACCGGAGGAAUGACCAAGGAGUUACGAGUGCUCACAGCAGACCGUAUCCGAGCAUACCACAAGGAAAUGUAUCAGCCAAAGAACCUUCGCGUGAUUGUCACAGGAGAGAURGAUCAUGAUGAGCUACUGCAGAUUCUCGACGACUUUGAGAGCACGAUCGUGGAUGAUGUCCCUACUCUGGAGGCGCCAUUCCGAAGGCCGUGGGUUGAUUCAAAACCGACACCACGCCUGGCGGAGACGAAGAUCGACACAAUACAGUUUCCGGAGGAGGACGAGUCGAUGGGUGAGGUUACUGUGGGCUAUCUCGGACCCUCAUGUGAUGAUGCUUUGGGUGUGGCUGCUGUCUCCGUCUUGCUGUCGUACCUCUGUGGCGGCCCGAUUAGCGUGCUGGAGAACACACUUGUGGAGAAGGAGCAGGUUUGCAGUGGAAUCUACUAUGAAUUGGAGACGCGGCCCGAUACCGUCAUUUGGUUUGACAUGACUGCUGUGGAGACUGAGCGACUCAAGCAAGCUUAUGAACGCAUGAUCUCAGUCCUGAAAGAAGUCAUUGAGAAGCCGCUAGACAUGUCAUACAUGCGAGAUUGUCUCAAACGUGAGCGCCGACAGAUCAAAGAGCGAGCCGAAACCGCAGAGGACUUCUUCACUCAGUCCAUUAUUGAAGAUCAUUGCUUCAGUAACAGAGAUGGACGCUCCUUGAAGGAUCUCGAGAACCUUAAAGAGCUCGACACACUCGAGUCCUGGACCGAGAGCGACUGGAAGCGUGUAAUUUCCAAGGUCUUCGUAGACAACCACCAUGUUUGCGUCCUGGGAGAGCCCAGCAAGGCACUCGCCACCAAACUUGCAGAUGACGAGAAAGUCCGAGUGAAGGCGCAACAAGAUCGUCUUGGCGAGGCGGGUCUCAAGGACUUGUCAGAGAAGCUGGAAAGAGCCAAAGCCGAGAACCACAAACCGAUCCCCGAUUCCAUCUUGGAGGCAUUUCCGGUUCCCAGCACAACUUCUGUCAAUUUCAUCACAACUACAACCGCGCGCGCUGGUGCUGCUCGCAGAAUGGGAACCCUUUCAAAUCCCAUCCAGCAGAUUGUCGACAAAGCCGACACGAGCGCAUCUCCUCUGUUUGUCCACUUCGAACACAUUCCCUCCAACUUUGUCUACAUCAAGCUCUACCUCGGCACUGCAUCUCUUCCCACAGAACUUCGUCCAGUGCUGAGUCUGUACCUGGCCAACCUCUUCACAACACCAAUUCGCGACCCCAAGACCGGCGCACGGAUAGAAUUUGAAGAUGUGGUGUCUGAUCUGGAGAAAGAGAGUACGUCCUACUGGAUAGACUCUUCAUAUGGCAAUCAGCAGAUGCUUGCGCUGCGUGUUGUUACGGAGCCAGACACUUACGAAUCUAUCAUUGCGAAGAUUCGAAGUGUCUUGUUCGAUGCCAUUCAUGAUCCAGUCCGUCUACACGCUUCAUUGACGAAGCUGCUCGCGGAUAUUCCAUCAGAGAAGAGAGAUGGAAGCUCGAUGGUUUAUGCCGUGAACUCGAUGAUUCAAUCUACGAGAAAGUCCAACCGCCGAGCCACCAACACCCUCACCAAAGGCGUCUAUUUGAAGCGUCUGCGGAAGUUGCUGAAGAAAGAUGAUGGCGAAGCUACGGUUAUUGAGAUGCUUGACAAGGUCAUCAAGAGUCUACAUCGCCCUGAAAACCUCAGGAUAUACGUUGCUGCGAACGUGGAGAAGCUGAAGAAUCCUGUGGAUGCGUGGAAGGCUCUCUUCCCAGCUGGUACGGAUCUGAGCAAGGAAUUGGAGCCUCUUGAUGAGCUAAAGUCGACGAUUUCUGAGACCGGCAAAAAUCCAGGCACAUCCGCGGUUGUCGUCCCAAUCCCAGCGAUCGAUUCCUCCUUUGCCUAUUUCACGGCUCCCGGUCCCGACUCAUACACCCAUCCGGAUCUUCCCGCUCUCAUGGUAGCAAACGCCUACCUGCGCGCCGUAGAGGGUCCGCUCUGGGUCGCAAUCCGUGGCACAGGUCUAGCAUAUGGAACCUCUGUGCGCCGCUCAACCGAUCUCGGAACCAUCCAUUUCAGCAUCGACCGCAGUCCUGAUUGCUACAAAGCUUUUGUUGCUGGUCGCGAGGAAAUUAACGGAUACGCAGAUGGAAGCAAGCCACUUCAGAAGCUCGCUAUUGAGAGUGCUGUCGGGGAGAUUGUCUUUGAAAUGGCGGACGAAGGUGCAACGAUGGGUGCUGCUGCGGAUGAGAGCUUCGUGGCGCAGGUCUUGCAUGGUGUACCCAAAGAUUACAGCAAGCAGAUGUUGAAGAAUAUCGGCAUGGUCAGUGCGGAGGAGGUGCGUGCGGCGAUUGGAAAGUGGCUGGUGCCGUUGUUUAAAGCUGAGACGAGCAAUCUGGUCAUUACUUGCUCGAAGGAUAUGGCGGAGAAGAUGGYUGAGAGGUUCAGUGCCGAGGGAUGGAAAGCGGAAUGCAAGGGACUGGAGGCUUUCGAGGACGACUAUGAUCUUAAGGCUGUAGAUGGAGAGAGCGAAGAUGAGGAAAGCGGAGAUGAUGAGGAUGACGAUGAGGAUGAAGAUGAUGAAGAAGAAGAGGACGAUGAUGAGUGA